AUGGAUGAACGAAAUCAAGAUUCAUUAAGUGAACGUCAAAAGCAAUUGUUUGGAUCAAUUAGAUCUUUUUUGGCUGAAGAAUCAGUGUGGGACAAUGAACCGUUUCAAAAACUCGUAUCAUUAAAACGAGCUAAAGGGAAUAUGAGCGAGCUAGAUUAUGUUGAAAAUACGUUUACGUUUUUGAAAGAAAUGCGUUUAUUACGCAUAUAUGCUAACAAAGAAAGACAAUUAAACUCAUCAAAUUAUUGUCAAUUCAAUAGUUAUAUUGACAGAAUCAUGAAUGAUUGUGAAAUAUUCGAUGCAUUAUAUAAUGAAAUGAAAACAAUGUUAAAUCUACCGGGUUUGGGUAUAACAAAUGAUGAACGUAUUCAAAUUGUGAACGCAUUGAAUUUGAAACAAGGUCACUGGUUCAUUUGUUCAAACGGUCAUCCGUAUGUGAUAGGCGAAUGUGGUGGAGCUAAUCAGCGGAGUCGCUGUCCUGAAUGUAAUUCAGAGAUAGGUGGUGAAAAUCAUCGACUUGUAUCAACAAAUCAACACUUUGGCAUAAUGAAUAAUUCAACAACCGCAGCAUACUCGAAUAAUGCAGGCUUUAAUGCGGCAGACUGGAUUUAA
Messenger RNA from Didymodactylos carnosus, 612 nucleotides. NCBI's taxonomy places the organism in Eukaryota, Metazoa, Rotifera, Eurotatoria, Philodinida, Philodinidae. The record is from the annotation of a GenBank genome assembly.